Cylicostephanus goldi is the source of this 507-nucleotide messenger RNA. The record is from the annotation of a GenBank genome assembly. NCBI's taxonomy places the organism in Eukaryota, Metazoa, Nematoda, Chromadorea, Rhabditida, Strongylidae.
AUGAAAGAUCUCGAGUCAUGCAGACAGUUGUUUACCUUUUCGUUGGAAGUAACAGCAGUGGAUGCUAGUGAGAAUUAUGUGGUCGCAGGAGGGAGUGAUUUCACUGUGAAGAAGAUAAAUUUGAAAACACAUGAGCAGUACGAUAGGGUGGAUACCAAUGGAGAGAUUCUUUGCGUGGCAAUCGAUCCCAGUGAACAAGUCUAUGCGGUAGCCUGCUGUGAUGGCACUGUUAGCAUCUACAACUUGCUUGAUAAUGAGAAACUCUCGACGCAUGAGCAUAUGUUUUCAGCUUUUGGCGAUCUGAAUGUUGAAUCUGCUCGUCAUGCAAUGUCAUGGUCCAAAGAUGGAAGCGAACUAUACGUGCCAUCUCAAGGAAGCGUGAAAGUCAUCAAGCGCGAUGGCUGGACACUGGGGACUGAUAGUUUCAAAGGCGAUGCAACGGCCACGGUCCGAAUUUUUUUUGUUUUCGACAAAACAUCCUUGCAAUCAUUUCAUCGUUUUCUUUAG